Messenger RNA from Closterium sp. Yama58-4, 1041 nucleotides. The record is from the annotation of a GenBank genome assembly. Lineage: Eukaryota; Viridiplantae; Streptophyta; Zygnematophyceae; Desmidiales; Closteriaceae.
AUGUUUGACACUAUGUUCGCGGAGGAUCGCAACAUUGUCAUCCUCCUCGACAAUGCCUCUAGUCACGUCCUCAAAAGCGAGCACGUGGUUUCCCAAGACAUCUUCGGCUUCCGCACUCGCUCCCUCCGCAACAUCCGCCUAGUGUUCCUCCCGCCGAACACCACCUGCUUCACCCAGCCGCUUGACCAGGGCCUCAUCGCCAUGAUGAAGGCACCUUAUCGUCAGCAUUGGCUCGAGGCGGUGACGGCACUGUGGGUGGAGGGCGGCUCCACGACGUCUCUGGCGCACUUCAAGCCCAAUCUCCGCGACGUCCUCGACUGGCUCUUGGACGCGUGGAUGAACAUCGGCCCGCGCACGAUCCAGCGUUGCUGGUGGCGCACGGGCUGUCUUCCGCUCGCGUGGGCCUUAUCCUUGGCCCACGUGGGCGCCGGCGGGCUCACUCCUGGCGGCACGGCUGCUGCUCCGCUGCCCAUCGAUCUUGACGAGGAGAUCGGCGACGUGGGCAUCAUGAUCGACCGGCUUGCGCUCGGUCCGAGUGCCAUGCCGGCCGCCGACUUCGUCGCCAUUGAUGACGGCCAGCCGACGUGCGCCGAGCCGGGCGAGGAUCCCCUCGCCCUUGAGCCCGCGACGUCGUAUUCGUCUGAGUCUUGGGAGCCGCCUGCAACCAUGCAGGCCGUGUACGACGAUGUGGACCCGGCGACGCGCGAAGCACGUCGCACUGCGCGUGCGGCGUGUGAAAUGCUCAUCGGGUAUGCGAGGGCGACAGGCGUCAACCCCCGCGAGCUGUGCGCUCUCUUUGAGAUUCGCAACCCCCUCAUCAUUGAGCGCAUGGAGCGGGCAAGCCCGCCCAUCAACUUGAACAUGACGCCUAUCGCCACUCCUCGACCUUCCGCUACCCCUGAUGGCGGGCGCCCUCGUCCUCGCGGCCGCUUCCUUCCGGCGUGGAUGACGCCACCCUCCCCUCGCCAGGCGCUGAUUGACGCUGGUGUUCCCGCCGUCAUGGACGACUUUGUUGAUGCGGCUGAGUGGGUGCGUCUGUGA